AAAUAACUUAAAAAUUCAGAAACUGAUGCCAGCUGGUGAAGACGAUCUACUACUUGGGCUGAGUUUUGAAAGCUGGUCAGACUAAGCUGGAUUUUUCAGCUGGGAAGUAACAAAAAGGUCAAUUAAUGUGUGUUUUAUUAAUAGCGAAAAACAUAUUAAUAGGUCUAUCAUUUUUAAUGUUUACAUCUCCCUUAGUGAAUGUGAUAUAUAUUUUUUCUAAUAGCUUUUAGAUCAUCUCAGCUGUUACCUCCCACAUUUUUCCUGUUUUCUUUAGGAUCAACAAGACAUUUCUGUGUUGUUUGUUUAAUUGAGAGUCUCCUCAUACUCUCUGUCAGGGUGAUUUUGUGUAGUUUUAGUGACUUGUGUAGUUUUAGGUAAGUUGUUAUUGCACCUAGUCAUCAAAAAUGGGAACUACAACAAGCUCUAAGCUGGCUUAUACCUAUUACCUAUACAUAUUCCAGCUGUAACAGAGGCCCAUUGGGGCAGGAAUCACCCUGCCCCAUGCUCGCUUUUUACAUAUGAAAGUUUUUUUUUUAAUGAGUGGGCCAGGAGCAGCGAACAGGACAGUUAAUGAUACCUCUUCUGUGUUCGUCUCUCACACUGUGACAAUUGUGUCAGAACCACACCUGCUAUAUCAAAGGUAGUUGAAUUUCUUUUUUAAAAAAUCCAUUUGAACAUAAGUUAGCAAAAUGAACACUGAUAUCUUUUUAGUGCAGUUUUCAGUCUUUUCCUUAAUUGAUUAGAAAGGAUGUUGACUAACAAGUUUACUUUACACUGUUAUCUAGCUAGCUGUGUAACUAGCUAGGUUGUUAAUGUGUCUUUGGAGUGCAAUUACAACCAGAAACCAUCAGAUUUGCACCAAUUGCUUAAAAAAUUGUAACGUCAGAUUUCAUUAAAGCCAUGAUCGAAAAUUUUGUGCAUCCAAAAGAUUAACUAAAGCUAAAUGUCUUUACAAAUGAGGCAAAUAAACAGUGUGGUAGCAGUGUUAUGUCAGAGAGGUUCAGUUUGAUCAACUAAGGGAAUUGUAUUUUUUUACUUUUUGUGAGGCUGUUUGUCUUAGCUGAAGCACUAGAUUUUAGAUCAGACUACACCAUUCUGCUUUCUUGUUGAAAAUUCUUGUAGAUUCUCAACUUUUACUCUAAAAAUUCUGUAAUAGCCUUUAGAAUAAGUCAAGUGUGAUCGCCUCUCAACUUAAUGUUGUUUGAGGCUACUAUUUAAUGUUGUCGUACCCCAACAAAAUCUAUGGUGACGAGAUGCUCCUCAAAAUGAUUACAGGAAGAAUUUUUCCAAAUGAGAUGUCCUUGCUCACCUGAAAGGGACUUUAUUGACUGCACUUAUUGAUGUGUUUCCUAGCUGUAUUCACUGUUAUAACAGAUCUGCAUAUACACAACACUGGUUACAUACAAAAAUUAUUCUUAGUGUAAUCUAAAAUGUUAAUGGUUUAGCCUGCACAAAAUUCUACUCAUCACAUGACUUCUUUAAACUUUAAACCAAGACAUAUUCAUUGACUUUCAUGGCAAUAUUUUUAUUUUUAAUCAUUGUUACUUUAAUUAACAUUAUUCAUUUUAUAUUUAUGGUUCUUGUUAUUGUAUAAUUUAUUGUAAUUUGUUGUCUGAGAGAGGGGGAGCAUUUAUAAGGUAGGCCUGCGUCACGCGCUGCUACGACAACAACAACAACAACAACGUUACUUCCGCGUAGGAAGCACCUGUGUAUCUUUCUCUUUCCUCUCUGCUUCAUUCCUCCGACUGCAUUUUAAGAAUUUGUACAUCCUUUAAAUGGCUAACUCAAUCAGUUUUCGGCUCACAGGCUGAAUCAGGUAGGACUGAGGAAUCAAGGAACAGACAUCCGUUAGAGCUCUGAAAAGUGUUAAGCUCUUUGAAACUUCGCUCACCCCAGAAUGCCCGGAUGAGACAGCGGUAUAUGAUUUGCCCAUAUGACUUCCGCGUUGUUGCAACGGAUAUGUAGUUCUCAGAAACGGACUACUAGAACUACAAGCAUAUACUAUUCACAUAUACGAAAUGUACAUUUGUUAGUUAUUCCAGUAAAGCACUUUUAAUAGAAUUAAUCGACUUUCGUGAGAAUUUUUUUUUAUCAGUGGUGACGUAUUUUCAACACAUUUCCGCAAGUGGGCGGGGCUUCUGAGAACAGAGAGCUACCGUUCCUCCAAUGAAAUCGCUCAGCGGUGCAGCUGGUGGUAAUGCAGCGCGUGAAUGAAAGUACACAAAGAAGGCCUUUAACGGAAACCUCGUCGGCGUCAACGAGCGGAAUCUGACGCGAGGUGUUUUCACUCCAGUCCAACAUUUGUUGGGAUUUCUUUGCUUUCUGGACUGUUUAAACGUUUGUGAUAUGACAACUGAGUAAUAUUUCAGCGGAUAAACAGAAGGACAACGACGAGAUUACUAAUUAUGAUUUGAUGAUGUGACUUAAAAGAAGCAGAUGUCCUGUGCUGGGAGCUAAGGUAAAUACCAAGAUCUUCCAGUCACUCAAGGUGGUGGAAGAGGAGCUUGGGAGAAUAAAUGUGCGCAAGUGUUUGGGAUCUGGUCUGACUGGAUUUUGGCACUAUACAUACACCCACACACAAUCCAGUUUGAUAGCCUGAGAGGAAAAAAAACUACACUACUGCGCUUGAGUGAUUGUAGCGGACUGUGAAGAGAUUGCCAUGAAAGGGGUGAGCUCCAAGUAUGCAUUCGUGCUGGGCUUUCUGGUAGGAUGCUGCACUCUUUACUUCUUCCUGAAGGAGGUGUGGUUUGAGCAAAGCUCCAGCCUGUGGCUCAGUGCACAGCAGAAUGAGCAGACCAGCAACAACUUCAGCUGGGUGGUGCAGCGUUCUGCUCUCAUCAGCCUGAAUCACCCUCAUCAUACAGGUGAGGACAGCCAUGUUGCAGAUGAGCUUUACAAAAAAGUACGUAUCCUGUGCUGGGUCAUGACAGGCCCUAACAACCUGCAGUCAAAGGCACGGCAUGUGAAAGCAACAUGGAGUCGUCACUGCAACACGGUGCUGUUCAUGAGCUCGGUGGAGGAUCGUGACUUCCCAACAGUGGGCCUUGGAACAGCAGAAGGACGCGAUCAGCUCUACUGGAAGACCAUCCGAGCCUUCCAGUAUGCCCUGAAAAACCAUGGCGAGGAAGCAGACUGGUUCCUCAAGGCUGAUGAUGACACUUUUGUGGUGGUGGACAACCUGCGCUGGAUCCUGUCCAACUACUCGUCAGAAGAGCCGAUCUACUUCGGCAAGCGCUUCAAACCCUAUGUCAAGCAGGGCUACAUGAGUGGCGGUGCUGGAUACGUGCUCAGCAAGGAGGCACUGAAACGAUUUGUAAAGGGCUUCAGCACCCAAGUAUGCACUCAUACUUCCUCAGUGGAGGAUCUGGCCUUGGGUCAGUGCUUGGAGAAGAUGGGCGUGUUGGCUGGAGACUCGAGGGACAGUGUGCAGCGCGAGACCUUCCACCCAUUUGUCCCGGAGCACCAUCUCACUCAGAUUUUCCCCAAAACCUUCUGGUACUGGAAUUACUGCUACUAUCCCAUAGUGGUGGGUCCACUGUGCUGCUCUGAUCUCGCCGUGUCCUUCCAUUACGUGGACGCUGAGCUGAUGUACAUUCUAGAGUACUACACGUACCACCUGCGGCCUUACGGCUACCAUUACCGCUACCAGCCUCCAGAUCCAUCUCUCCUUAGCACAACAGCUAACACUGAGAGACCGGUGAAGGUCACUGUGAAAGUAGCUCAGCGUGUAGCAGAACAACCAAAGGCGUCCAACCUGACGCAGCCGAGCCAGGCCAGGCCAGAGGGAGAGGGGAAAACAGAAGGGGACUCGGUGCAAAAGACAGUCCAAGAGAAUAAGCCAGCAAACAACAGCACUGCAACGGUACAUGAUAGAACAUCUUCAGGAAGGUGAAAAUGUUGUGUUUUAUGUAGAGAAAGGGAAUGUGUGCAUGGACAUGUAAUGAACAUGGUGAUAUCGUGUUGAUAUUGUGUUGAAAGUUUCUCAGAAGCUAAAGGAAGAGAAACCAGUUUAUUCAAAAUUAUAUCACAGCACUGUUGAAUUCUCAGCCCUGAUUGAUCAGAUGUUGAUUCAUUUUCUCUCUCAGUAAUUCCAGCUGCAAGGCAAAUCACAGGUUUAUAUUAAUGCACUCAUUCUAAUACGUUAUUGUUUCUACAGUUACAGCUAAUUCACCGAGAAAUUGAUAUUGUGAAGCUUUCUGUAAAGAGAUGUUUGUUUAUGGAAUAUUUAUGGAAGGAAUCUUCAGUGUCAGCACUUUGUUACUGUCAGUAAGUUUUCUGACACAGGAGAGGCAUCAGGACAUUAUUAUAGGAAAUGAAACAAGUUUGGACCGGUAAUAGUAACCUGGCUUUGUUUUGGGUUGCCCUCGCACCACCCUGUUGGUCAUUAUAACCAUGCCCUUAUUCCAAGGCAUUCUAAAGUCCUGCAUGUGUAGACUGGUUUCUUCACCCUUAAUUUUACUUUCAGUUCUAAUUUAAUUUCUGCCAGGUAAAACUAGCAGCAUCAACACCGAUGUUCUGGACACCAAUGCAUUUGCCAUCACUGUUACGAGAGUCUCUUUUACUCAUUGGACUGUUGAUUACAUCUUUGGCAGCAGAUAAUUGUUUAGAUAUUCAUUUGAUGUGUGUGUUUCAUUCAUUUCCUGUGCUCCACAUUUAUUUUUUGCUCUGCAGUAUAUGCUGGGAGAAUUCAGACCUGUGUAAAUGAUGAUGAUAAUGAUGUAGUACCUGGACAUGCUGCCUCACCAUACACUGUAAUUAUGAUUUACAGUAAAGACUAAAAUAUCUUUGUACUGAGAAAUGAACACUGACCAUUUGAAAUGUUUUCUCUUAAGUUAUUGUGCAGCAAGUGACAUAUCAAUGUACAGGAUUUAUUUCCCUCUUAAAUUGCCUUGGGCUAAAUUUGAGGUAUAUUUUUCUUUGGAGGAUGAUAAGGUGAUGAUUUCUCUUACUCUUUCUUUCUUUGUUUCUGCUGCUGUUUGUUAAGUUCUAUAACUGUCUCAUUGCAAAGAAACUAUUUUACCACUAAUAAAGCUUGGAGGUCUCUACUGCA
Molecule: messenger RNA, 5050 nt
Organism: Pangasianodon hypophthalmus (striped catfish)
Lineage: Eukaryota; Metazoa; Chordata; Actinopteri; Siluriformes; Pangasiidae
Gene: c1galt1la
Product: core 1 synthase, glycoprotein-N-acetylgalactosamine 3-beta-galactosyltransferase 1, like a
Exons: 6
Coding region: 2660-3892 (410 amino acids)
Cellular component (GO): membrane
Molecular function (GO): N-acetylgalactosaminide beta-1,3-galactosyltransferase activity
Source: RefSeq, a predicted model, not a curated record